Oryzias melastigma (Indian medaka) is the source of this 1222-nucleotide messenger RNA. RefSeq names its product ubiquitin-conjugating enzyme E2Kb (UBC1 homolog, yeast) (gene ube2kb). Gene Ontology annotation, cellular component: nucleus. The transcript is spliced from 7 exons. The record is from RefSeq and is a predicted model, not a curated record. Gene Ontology annotation, biological process: protein polyubiquitination; proteasome-mediated ubiquitin-dependent protein catabolic process. NCBI's taxonomy places the organism in Eukaryota, Metazoa, Chordata, Actinopteri, Beloniformes, Adrianichthyidae. Bases 294 to 896 code for a protein of 200 amino acids. Gene Ontology annotation, molecular function: protein binding; ubiquitin conjugating enzyme activity.
UCAAGUUUUCAGACAGUCAUCAGAGGCGGUGGAUGAAAGUUCUAGCUCGUGCUCCAUGCAGCGCAUGUUCACUGGGUGCUUGUUCUGGAGCAGGUCUGUGUGCUGGCAGACAGACAGGCGGGCACAGGCUGUCGACAGCGACCGUGAAGCUGAGCUCCCUCUGGAGUGAAAAGAAACGCCGGGCGCUAUAAGGGAAAGGAGAUCGACACCAGUAAGGUAUCCCGCAGCCAGCCGACACCGGGAGACAGGCCCCGGGUCCACCUUGGAGACAGCAGCCCCUUCAGCACACGGCCAUGGCUAACAUUGCGGUCCAGCGGAUUAAACGAGAGUUCAAAGAAGUUCUGAAAAGCGAAGAGACAAGUAAAAACCAAAUUAAAGUAGAUUUGGUGGAUGAGAACUUCACAGAACUACGGGGUGAGAUAGCAGGUCCUCCAGAUACACCAUAUGAAGGUGGGAGAUAUCAGCUUGAAAUCAAGAUUCCAGAAACCUAUCCAUUUAACCCUCCAAAGGUGCGUUUCAUAACCAAGAUCUGGCACCCCAAUAUCAGUUCUGUCACAGGAGCAAUAUGUUUGGACAUUUUAAAAGACCAAUGGGCAGCUGCUAUGACCCUGCGGACGGUGCUGUUGUCCCUACAGGCUCUUCUUGCUGCGGCAGAGCCAGAUGAUCCACAAGAUGCAGUAGUAGCAAACCAGUUUAAGCAGAACCCGGAAAUGUUCAAGCAGACCGCAAGGCUGUGGUCCCACGUAUAUGCAGGCGCUCCCGCCUCCAGUCCGGACUACACACGGAAAAUAGACAAACUCUGUGCCAUGGGCUUUGAUAAGAAUGCAGUAAUAGCGGCCUUGUCUUCAAAAUCCUGGGACGUGGAAACGGCAACAGAGCUGCUCCUCAGCAACUGAGGAGCCCCAAUCAAGAGCGAGGAUCCAAACUCUGCGUCAUCACCCGCUCCCUGCCUGCACCCUUCCAACAUUGCCUUUUGUUAAAGCAGACGCCCUCCUGUGAGCACAUCCGCCGCAGCAGUCUGAGCGUACCUUUUAUUACAACACGGAUGCCUGUCCAAUCUCAUUCACCACUUUCUUCCUGAUGUUAAGAAGCCCAAGCAAUCUUUAUAAAAAAAAAAAAAACAGUCUUCCACACCUCUUCUUUGAAGUUCAUUUCUUUUUCCAAAAAGAUGCCAUGACGUGGGGGAUUUUUCAGAAUAAAAGUCCUCUAAUUUACCCAUUUA